Neoarthrinium moseri is the source of this 471-nucleotide messenger RNA. RefSeq lists its product as uncharacterized. Gene Ontology annotation, cellular component: nucleus. The transcript is spliced from 4 exons. Gene Ontology annotation, molecular function: SUMO conjugating enzyme activity. Lineage: Eukaryota; Fungi; Ascomycota; Sordariomycetes; Amphisphaeriales; Apiosporaceae. Gene Ontology annotation, biological process: protein sumoylation. The record is from RefSeq and is a predicted model, not a curated record. The coding region runs from base 1 to 471 and encodes 156 amino acids.
AUGGCGCUCUGCAACAUGCGACUCGCGGAGGAGAGAAAACAGUGGCGGAAAGACCACCCCUUCGGCUUCUGGGCCCGACCCGUCAAGCGAUCCGAUGGCGUGAUGGACCUCAAGGUCUGGGAGUGCGGCAUUCCCGGCAAGGAGAAGACUCUGUGGGAGGGUGGUGUUUUCAAAAUGACCAUGACGUUCCCGGAUGAGUACCCCACCAAGCCGCCCAAGUGCAAGUUCACGCCGCCCCUCUUCCAUCCCAACGUCUACCCGUCCGGCACCGUCUGCCUGUCGAUUCUGAACGAGGAGGAGGGUUGGAAGCCUGCUAUCACCGUCAAACAGAUUGCGCUCGGUGUCCAGGACCUUCUCGACAACCCCAACCCCGAGUCGCCCGCCCAGGCGGAGGCCUACAAUCUUUUCAAGAAAGACAAGGCCGAGUACGAGCGCCGAGUUCGUCGCGUCGUGCGAGAGAACGCUCCGUAG